GGAGAGUAACAAGCAUCAGAGUUUUGGUUAAUAUAGUAGUCAUCGCUCUGCUUGCUCUAUCAAUGUAUGUCGUUGUAUUGGUUGUGAAACGAUCUACAGAACCGGAAGGAGAAAGCUCAUUUUGGAGGAAAAAUGAAAUUGCUAUUGUAAUGUCUUUAAUUACGUUCGUAUUUCCCAUGGUUUUCGAAGUUUUGGGACUAUUCGAACAAUAUCAUCCAAGAAAACAAUUGAGACUACAAUUAGGAAGAAUUAUGGUACUAAACUUGGUAAAUUUAUAUUCUUUAAUAUUUGCAUUGAUUGACAAAAUUGGUGAUAUGACAACAGAACUUCAAACUUUCAAAAAUAUAACAAAAAUGCUGAACGAAUCCAUGUCGAUGUCAACUACAGCUGCGCCCAGAGAUUACACAGAUGUGACUGAAUGUGGAUGCAUCUUAAACAAAGAACCCCUAUUAUCAAGAAAUUUAAUUUCAGAAAAUGAUUAUUCUGAUCUAACUUCACAACUUUCGGAUUUAGUAUCGAAUAUAACAUCUCUCGUAGUUACGAACAUAACAACAACAUUCAACGAAUCUAUAUCGGAUAUUCAGUCCUUAAAUACAUCCUUAAUAUAUUUUGUAAAUCGUAUUAUACAAGAAAAAAUUAUCGGAACCCUAAAUAUCACGAUUGAUAACACAACUAAUUUUGCUUCCCAAGAAUUAAAUUUGACCGAUAUAGAAUUUAACCUUACCGAUUACCUUACUUCGCUUUUGUUUUCUUUACCAGAUGACGAUAAUUCAACCAUGACUUACGAAAAGAGUACAAGCAUAAGCGAUAAUAUCACUACAACAACUUGGGAAGAAUUCAGUUCAACGAUUUUCCCGUUAUUGAAUAGCAGUGAUAGUACUGAUUUAGAUAGAUUCGAUUAUGAUUUCUCAUCAUCGACAAGUUUUGAUUUCACGUCUACAGCUUUGCAAGAAGAAAGUACUACGGAAUCGCCGUAUUGUAAGGAGAUUUGCGAUCAAACAUACAUGCCUCCAGAAAAUGUUGAACAAGGAAUGAAUUAUACUACGAGAGCUAGAUUUCGUAAUCUAUGUUGGGAGACUAUGUUUGGCCAAGAGUUAAUAAGUAUUACCGUUAUGGAUCUAAUUAUGACCAUAGUACCCGCUUUAGGGAUGGAUUUUUUUAGAGGAAUUUUUGUUCGUGUUAUGAAUAGAUGUUGGUGUUGGGAUCUGGAAAAGAAAUUUCCAAAAUAUGGUGACUUUAAAGUAGCAGAAAAUAUUUUAAGCCUUGUCAACAACCAAGGCAUGGUAUGGAUGGGAAUGUUUUUUUGUCCUGGAUUAGUAGUGUUCAACGUGUUUAAAUUAUACAUUACCAUGUACUUUAAAGCUUGGGCUGUUAUGACUUGCAACGUGCCUCCUGAAGUAAUUUUUAGAGCCUCCAGAUCAAAUAACUUCUACUAUUACUUACUUCUCAUGAUGUUAUUCCUUUGUGUAUUACCAGUGGGUUAUACAGUCGUGUGGAUCAAACCAUCUUGGCAUUGUGGUCCUUUUUCUAAAUAUAAAAGAAUUUUUCAUAUAUUUACUAACACUAUUCAAGAUAAUGUCCCAAAAGUUCUUCAACGAGCUUUGGACUACAUUGCUUCACCUGGUAUAGUUAUUCCUCUGCUAGUUCUUUUAAUUUUGAUAAUCUACUAUUUGAUAUCAUUGACUAACUCUCUAAGGGAAGCAAAUGAAGAAUUAAAGAUCCAGUUAAGAAGAGAGCGAACUGAAGAAAGAAGAAAAAUGUUUCAACUAGCAGACAGAAGAAGACGAGGAGGUUCUGGAGAAUCCAAUGAACUAUCAAACGCUCCUUUUAACAAAUGGAAAAAACUUAUUGGAAACUUACCAUCUGGUAAAAGUUUAGAUGAAACACCGAAGCAGGAAGCAGAAGAUGUUAAGAAUAAAGAUGAACGAACUGAAACUAGAGGCAAAGAUUUCUUUUCAAAAUUCAUCAAGCGUGCUUUACGCAAGUCUUCAACAUCAGAUGAUGAUCAGAAUGCUGAAGAUGGGACGGACACGGAACAACAUGACUCCCUUCCUUAUGACACUUUAACAACUAAAGCAACAACCAGAGAAAUUAAACCUUCCUUUUCUUGGGGAAAAACUGAUUUUCAGAAUGUAGCUCGGAAAGCGAUACAGCUGAAGAAAACAAAAUCAGAAAUUCAGCCAACUAAAUCUUUUGAAAUAACUACAGAAACUAAGCAUGUACAAAUUAACGACAAAGUUAACAAAGACAAUUCUGAUAUUAAUAGAAAUAUUCAUAGUACCAGGGAAAUAUUUAGUCCAAGAACUGAGUCGACACCUAAAGAUGUUACUAUUCAUCAGAAUUCAGACUAUAAUAAAACUAAAUAUAUUAAGGAUGACAGCAGAAGAAAAGAAAAAUCUAAACAUAUAAGUAGAAAUAGAACGGGUAUAAAAAAUACCUUUCCAAUUAAGGAAGAAAUUAUUAGGGACGAACCAUCUACAUCUAAAGUAGUUAGAGAAAAUUCUGGUAUUAUUAAAAUACAUACUAUUAAAGAGAUACUUAAUAAUACUCCUAUUCCAACAAAUAUUCGCCAAGAUUCUGAAUCUUCAAUAUGGUCCGAUGGAAUACCUGUAAUUACAAUCAGUAAAACUGUCAGUUCAGAAAACAUUUUAGAUGUGUGCGAUGAACCAUGGGCUGAAGAAGAACCGAGUACACUAAAUAAAAAUGAAGAUACUCAAAAGUUUAAACCAAAAAUUAGAUGCGUUCUUAAGAAGCAGGCUACAAUUGAUGAAGACACUAUUAGAUAUUUUAAUGAUGAUAUUGAAAGAAAUAAAUCUAUGGUAAAUAUUAUUAAGGCUGUGGCCGAAGAAGAUGAUGACUUCUCUGAAAAAUUAAGUCCAGAUACUCAAAAUGAAGAUUCGAAAGGUGAUGAAGCUCUAACUGAUAAAUCUUCUUCUGAAGAUACUGAACAAAAAGAUAGUAGUGUAGAAACUAUACUUCGCUCACCACAACUUAUAGAUGAAGAUUAGAAAAUUAAUAUUAUUAAAUUUGUAGGUAUACAAUUAUGACCUCCCAAGCCAGAAAGCGGUAUCUAAAAAACGACUUUUUAUUUUUUAACGCAUCAGAUAGCUUAAAACGUUCCGCAUCAGAUGAACUAAGAAAAAUAUCAAAAUUUCGCCUAAGCAAAUUUACAUAUCUAGUGGUACCUAAAUUAUUUUCAUCGUCUCGAGGGAACGCGAUAACAACUUCUAGAACAUGUGUUUUUUCUCGAAACUCGCUUCAACUGAGAUACAGCUUUUUGGCUUAGGAGGGCAGAAUUAGUAUUGAUAGUAAACUGUAGUUAUGUGCAAUUUUGUUAUCUGUGAACCAAAAAUAAAAUGUAU
This is a messenger RNA of Psylliodes chrysocephalus, 3362 nucleotides long. The record is from the annotation of a GenBank genome assembly. Lineage: Eukaryota; Metazoa; Arthropoda; Insecta; Coleoptera; Chrysomelidae.